Molecule: messenger RNA, 2821 nt
Organism: Tripterygium wilfordii
Lineage: Eukaryota; Viridiplantae; Streptophyta; Magnoliopsida; Celastrales; Celastraceae
Product: DEAD-box ATP-dependent RNA helicase 3, chloroplastic-like
Exons: 10
Coding region: 188-2440 (750 amino acids)
Molecular function (GO): zinc ion binding; RNA binding; ATP binding
Source: RefSeq, a predicted model, not a curated record
GGGUACCGAGGUGGAGAUCUACGAGUCCAUACAAUCUUUUGACUUUGCUUCAAGAAGAGAGGUAGUGGCUUAUCUCCCUCUUCAACCUCCUUCUCCCUUCCUGCUCCGCUUCCCUCUCCUUCCUCAUCUUCUUCUCCCCUUCUUUCUUUAUUGUCUGUUAGAAGGAGAGAAAAUCUUGAAGCUGAAAAUGGCUUCCAUAAUUAUCGGCGGAGGGGUGUCAACCAUAUACCUAACUCCGCCACCGGAAGUGUCCAGUUCAUAUAGAAAUAUUAAAAGAACGCCUACAUGUUCCUUUAGUUCCGACAAGUAUCAACUCAAUGCAUUGCUAGCAGGAGCAUCUCUGAGAAAGCAGGGCUUCGGCUUCGUCCGCUAUGCCAUAGCCACUCCCAACUCUGUACUCAGCGAGGAGGCGUUUAAAGGCAUUGCAGGCUUCUCCAACAAAGGUGACAGUGAUGAAGAUGGCGGUGGGAGUGAGGAUGAGUCCGUCUCUGGAGCAGUCAGCGAAGACGAACUUGCCAUUACCAAUUUGGGUCUGCCCCAACCUCUCCUCGACGCGCUCCUAAAACGAGGAAUUACUCACCUUUUCCCAAUUCAGAGAGCUGUUCUUCUACCCGCACUGGAAGGUCGAGAUAUCAUUGCCCGUGCUAAAACUGGCACUGGGAAGACGUUAGCCUUUGGCAUCCCAAUAAUUAAACGCCUUACCGAAGAUGCUGAGGAAACAAAAUCCUUGAGGCGCUCUGGUAGGCUUCCAAGAGUGUUGGUUUUGGCACCUACUCGGGAGCUAGCUAAACAAGUGGAGAAAGAACUGAAAGAGUCUGCACUCCAUUUGAACACUGUUUGCGUUUAUGGAGGGGUUUCUUACACCACACAACAAAAUGCUCUAUCUCGUGGUGUUGACGUGGUUGUGGGAACUCCUGGCCGAAUUAUUGACUUGAUAAAAAGUAACAGUCUCAGAUUGGGGGAAGUAGAAUAUUUGGUACUUGAUGAAGCUGAUCAGAUGCUUGCAGUUGGAUUUGAAGAAGAUGUGGAGGUGAUUUUAGAAAAUCUUCCUUCGAAGAGACAGAGCAUGCUUUUUUCUGCAACUAUGCCUGCUUGGGUGAAGAAAUUGGCAAGAAAGUAUUUGGAUCAUCCUCUACAGAUUGAUUUGGUUGGUGACCAAGAUGAAAAGCUUGCGGAAGGGAUCAAACUUUAUGCUAUACCAUCAACUGCUACUUCAAAGCGGGCAAUUCUUGGAGAUCUUAUAACCGUUUAUGCAAAGGGUGGAAAGACUAUUGUUUUUACACAGACUAAACGUGAUGCUGAUGAAGUCUCAAUAGCGUUAACGAGUAGUAUAACUUCUGAGGCAUUGCAUGGAGAUAUAUCGCAGCAUCAAAGGGAGAGAACACUAAAUGGCUUUCGUCAAGGAAAAUUUGGUGUGCUUGUUGCCACUGAUGUUGCUGCUCGGGGGCUUGAUAUCCCAAAUGUUGAUCUUGUUAUCCACUAUGAAAUUCCCAAUGAUUCUGAGACUUUCGUGCAUCGGUCUGGUCGUACUGGACGGGCAGGGAAAGAAGGUACCACCAUUUUGAUGUUUACUAAUAGCCAAAGGAGGACAGUUAGAUCAAUCGAGCGUGAAACAGGUUGCAAGUUUGAGUUCAUUAGUCCUCCAGCUGUUGAAGAGGUUUUGGAGUCAUCUGCUGAGCAAGUAGUUGUGACUCUCAGUGGAGUUCAUCCCGAGUCUAUUGAGUUUUUCACCCCAACUGCCGAAAAGUUACUGGAAGAACAAGGCACAACUGCACUUGCUGCUGCGCUGGCACAAUUGAGCGGUUUUUGCCGGCCUCCGUCAGCUCGAUCUCUUAUCAACCAUGAACAGGGAUGGGUGACAUUGCAAUUGAAAAGAGAGCAGACUUUUUCAAGAGGCUUCCUUUCUGUCAGAUCGGUCACUGGUUUCCUUUCUGAUGUUUAUCCUGCGGCUGCUGAUGAAGUGGGGAAAAUAUAUUUGGUUGCAGAUGAAAGGGUUCAAGGAGCAGUUUUUGACCUCCCUGAAGAGAUUGCAAAAGAGUUGCUGAAUAAGCAACUACCUCCUGGAAACAGUCUUUCCAAGAUUACCAAGUUGCCUGCAUUGCAAGAUGAUGGGCCGCCAAGUGAUUACUUUGGCAAGUUUUCCAGCAGGGAACGGAUUCCCAGGGGAGGUCCAAGGGAUCAAAGAGUAUCAAGAAACUCUCGUUCUUGGGGAAGUGGCCGAGGCUCUGAUGAUGAUCAUGAUUCAUAUAGGCGUGGUGGUCGAAGUUAUAGGACCGACAAUAAUUGGUCUCGAAUGUCAAGGAGCAGUGAUGAUGAUUGGCUAAUUGGUGGCAGAAAGUCAGGUAGACUCUCGCCUCGGGACAGAGGCUAUGGAGGGUCUUGUUUCAAAUGUGGGCGAACUGGACACAGGGCAUCAGAAUGCACUCAAAGUGACUUUUAGCAGAUGAAAAGCAAUGUAGGAUAUUCAAGAUAUGCCACCACAAGGAGAGUUGAAAUUUAACAGUGACUGGCUCUGUAUGUUGGAUUCCAACUGCUGGACGCUCUCAAGUCUCAACUCUCUACACAGUUUUGAGAUGACUGCAAUUUUCUAAAAGCCCAAAAUUCGUCUCCGAAAACAUUCUCCUGAUUACUAUGCCUGACACCUAGAACCCCAUAUUAAUUGUCUGUUUGUGUUAGUGUGGUGAAAUGUUGAUCCACCUUCCUUUUCAAUUCCACAAUUAUCUAUUAUCUAUACAUCUAUACCUAUAUAUAAAGCAGAUGUUCUAAGAAGUGUUGAUAUUAUUUUGACACUUGGAUUGCUAAAAUUCUCCAUUUAUGCCUA